Lingula anatina is the source of this 737-nucleotide messenger RNA. RefSeq names its product DBH-like monooxygenase protein 1. Gene Ontology annotation, molecular function: dopamine beta-monooxygenase activity; copper ion binding. Gene Ontology annotation, cellular component: secretory granule membrane. NCBI's taxonomy places the organism in Eukaryota, Metazoa, Brachiopoda, Lingulata, Lingulida, Lingulidae. Gene Ontology annotation, biological process: dopamine catabolic process; octopamine biosynthetic process; norepinephrine biosynthetic process. The record is from RefSeq and is a predicted model, not a curated record.
UUUCAUCCGAGUAUGUAUAUAGUGUGUAAACGCAGUCUGUUGCCCGGCAGCAGGUAUUUCUUAACGUCGUGCCCCUUGUUUACGAGCCUGCCAUUGGUUUAAAUAGGCUACGGAGGUUCUUCAACAGAAAUACCUGUGUGGUUAUAUAAGGUACAGAUUACGAUACGGAGGUCACAUUCCUUCCGAUUGUGAGUGACGGCGCGAGUGUUGUGAAAUUCAUUGGCAGCCCGCGCUUGGAAUCGACGUAUUUAAAACAUCUGCAAGAUUUUUUUUCUCUGAAGUAAUUAAGAUUUUUUCUCUGAAGUAAUUAAGACAUGUCAACAUUUACGGUUACCGUGGCCGCUCUGCUGUUGGCGGUCGCAGUUUCUGCAGACAGUCAUGACUUCACCCACCAUGCAUCUCUUAAAGACGACGACUACUACAUUCAUUGGAAGUUUGAUGACACUUCUAUCACGUUCAACGUGACGGCUCGCACCACGGGCUAUGUAGCCCUGGGGUUCUCUCCCUCAGGGGGAAUGAAAGGGGCAGACAUCAUCAUUGGAUGGGUGAAAGAUGGAAAGGUCACGAUACAGGAUCGCCAUGCAACGGGCAAACAACAACCGGUACUAGAUACGAAACAGGAUGUCGAGGUGCUGGGCGGCAGUGAGGACGGCACAUUUACGACACUGCUGUUCAAGAGGAAACGUCAGACAUGCGACGACCAGGACUUCGAAAUAACAGUAAGUGGAUGCCAUUGA